Molecule: messenger RNA, 588 nt
Organism: Humulus lupulus (European hop)
Lineage: Eukaryota; Viridiplantae; Streptophyta; Magnoliopsida; Rosales; Cannabaceae
Exons: 1
Coding region: 1-588 (195 amino acids)
Source: RefSeq, a predicted model, not a curated record
AUGGAUUGUCCAAGCUGUCAUCUCUCUGCAAAAUCUAUUUUCCACUGUUUGGUAGAUUGUCCUUUUGCCUCUCAGUGUUGGCGGAAAGUUGGUUUUCAACUUAAUGCAGGUGAGACAUCAAUUUUUGCGUCUUGGUUCAGAUCAUCUCUAUGUAGGUACUCUAAGGAGGAAUCGGCUAGGAUGGGGAUGAUGUGUUGGGCAAUACGGAAAGGGCGGAAUGAUCUUAUUUGGCAGCAAAGGCAUUCUUCUGUUGAUGAGACAGUAAACUUAGCAAAACAUAGUCUUGAUCAAUGGAUUAAUGCUCAAGAGUUUGAUAAGCAACCGCCCAUAGGUAUGAUAGUGCCUGGGGAUGGGAGUGAGCAUUGGGUAAAGCCUCAGGAGAAUACGAUCAAGGUUAAUGUGGAUGCUUCUAUCGCUAUUGGUAGAGGGACGUUUGGUCUAGGUUGGGUUGCGCGUGAUCACACAGGGUUGCUACUAGAAGUUCAUGGACGCAGCAGGAAUGGAGUUGUCACUCCUGAAGUGGUUGAAGCAAUGGGGGUCAAGGAGGCUCUCAGUUGGAUUAAAUCCAAAAAUUGGCCUAGUAGCUGA